GCCAUCGACGACGGCAACACCUGCUUCAACGAUGAGCUCGACGACAGACCUCCUGGUUUCCCUCAGUCAAACUAUCAAAGCAAAAUUACCUGUAGCCUAUGCCAAAGGCACAGACCCAGUCUCUUCUAUUGUCUCUGCAACUCACCUCAUACUUCCUCCCGACCUUUCUGUACCAAAAUCAUCCCCCACGCGCUAUCGCAAACCGGGAACAUCAUCCACAGACCCUUCUAUAAGUCCUCAAGACUUCUUCUCCCUAGAGGCGAUUUAUCUCGCUUGGCUCCUUCGAGACGCUCCAGGCGCAGAAUACAAUCGCCAAUCCAGGGAACAUGGGCUUGCGCUCGGUUUUGUGAGCAUAACGGAGCGGAAGAAUGUUGUGGAUUGGCUUGAGGGACGUACAUCUGAGAACGAACGUAUUGUUUCUCUUAUUGUUGAAUCCACGACACCCCCCGGAACGCCCCCACACCGAGGCUCUGCUACUGCUGCCUCAACAACUUCACCAAGGAAACCUGGAGCUACAGAAAGCUCUUCGCCCUCAAAGCGACGCUAUGUUGCAGAUCCACGAGACAUCGAAGUCGUUAAGAAAAUAAAGCACAACGAAAUUGAAUUACAAGACCGUAAUACCGUUCUCCGUGGUAUCAAGCCAAAUAAUUUCUCUGCCCUGCGCACGACCUAUACUGACAAGCUUAAGAAGCUCAAAGAAGCCAGCAAGUCAGGCAUGCCGAUGUCCACACCAGCGCCUUCAGCCGGGCCUAUGCAAGCACGAAAAGCCAAAAAUUUGUAUCCCAUUAUCAUGAUAUCGUCUUCACCAACGGCUCUCAUCACUAUGUACAACGUCAAACGUUUCCUCCAAGAGUCUACGUUUGAACUCUCCGCCGAUGCUCGCGCACGCGCAGCAGCUGAGGGCAACCCACGUGCUGAAGAUCUCAUCCCGAUUGACCGACGACGUACCACUGUCGACUCUGCAGGACACGAGCGUGCAACGCACGCGCGGUACUUCGUAGUGGACAGCGUAGAUGCCCUAUCCAAGUUUGGUACAGAUGCAUGGGAGAGAGUUGUAUGUGUUAUGACGACGGGCCAGGCAUGGCAAUUCCGCCCUUAUCGCUGGUCAGAGCCGCGAACGUUGUUUCAUCAUGUCAAGGGCAUUUAUGUUUCAUGGGCUAAUGACCCACCGAACACCAAAAUAAAAGAUUGGAAUGUGACUGAAUUGAAGAUCGAUCCUCACAGGCGACACGUUGACAAAUCUGUGGUUGCUCACUUUUGGAAAAUUCUGGACGAUUGGACAAUGGCGAACAAGCCGGGGCUCAUGAAGUCGUGAGCAAUUUGACAGAAGCGUGCAGGUUGGCGUCGUACCCCACACUAAGGAUCUCUUGACCCAUAUCUUUGGCCCUCGUUGAAUUGAGCUACAGCGAUAAAUUUUAUUCAACAGUUUUGUUAUCUCACGCUUUAAACGCUAGAUUAUUAUUGAAUUCCACAUUCUUGUAUGUAUUAAUACGUGUUCAAAUUCCACUGCAGUGAUACUGUACACCCU
Molecule: messenger RNA, 1528 nt
Organism: Serpula lacrymans var. lacrymans S7.9
Lineage: Eukaryota; Fungi; Basidiomycota; Agaricomycetes; Boletales; Serpulaceae
Exons: 8
Coding region: 32-1315 (427 amino acids)
Biological process (GO): positive regulation of transcription elongation by RNA polymerase II; transcription elongation by RNA polymerase II
Cellular component (GO): Cdc73/Paf1 complex
Molecular function (GO): RNA polymerase II complex binding
Source: RefSeq, a predicted model, not a curated record